Messenger RNA from Mirounga angustirostris (Northern elephant seal), 4415 nucleotides. RefSeq names its product HPS4 biogenesis of lysosomal organelles complex 3 subunit 2 (gene HPS4). Gene Ontology annotation, biological process: protein targeting; vesicle-mediated transport; melanosome assembly. The record is from RefSeq and is a predicted model, not a curated record. NCBI's taxonomy places the organism in Eukaryota, Metazoa, Chordata, Mammalia, Carnivora, Phocidae. Gene Ontology annotation, cellular component: cytoplasmic vesicle; BLOC-3 complex; lysosomal membrane. The transcript is spliced from 14 exons. Gene Ontology annotation, molecular function: guanyl-nucleotide exchange factor activity; small GTPase binding. Bases 632 to 2818 code for a protein of 728 amino acids.
ACGGUUCCGCCGCCGCCGCCAUGGCCCUCUGACCUCACGGCGCGCCGCCUGACGUCAUCACCGCGCGCCAGCGCUCGGGGAACUGUAGGGGGCGAUAGGCGCUGCCGGCGCGUGAUCCUGGGGCCUCUCCGCCGCGCGCGACCAAGGCACUGAUAUUUGAACCGGAAGCUUCACAAAGUUGAAAGGAAUCUUCAGAACGGCUUUGAACCCAGACAAGCUAGGAAUCUUUUCUGAACACCACCUUCCGCAUGCAUCUCCCCGACUGGGCUUUCCUGGCCAGGAGCUUUUUGAAGAAGUCGUUCUGCAGAGAGCCAGAAUGCUGAUGCUCGUGGAACCAGCUUAGUGGAUUUGACUUUUCUGGUAGAAUUCUCUUGCUUUAUUAUAUACUCUCUCCCAGAGUUCUAAGACGUGUGGAGGUAUUCAGGGCACCAAAGAGCCUGCAGGGAAGGAAGGAAGCACUUUCAUGCUGAAUGAAAACCAAGCAGGUGACAGCUGUGGCUGAAAACAUUUAAACCUUUCACGCCUGGAUUUCCUGGAUCCGGGACACAAAGGAAUAGUCGCUGCUGGGGUGCAAGAAGCGAUCCCAGACAAGAAAACCCAAAUAAAUAGAAUGAGGGCAACAGGCAAGUAAAUGGCCACCAUUACCCCAACAGAGCCGACGUCAGCCUCCUGGUGGAAUUAUUUUUUCCUUUAUGAUGGUUCAAAGGUAAAGGAAGAAGGAGAUCCAACCAGAGCUGGUAUUUGUUACUUCUACCCUCCUCAGACCCUGCUCGAACAGCAGGAGUUGCUCUGUAGCCAGAUUGCGGGCGUCGUGCGCUGUAUCUCAGACAUCUCCGCCUCUGCUCCUACCCUCGUCCGUCUGCGGAAGCUGAAGUUCGCCAUAAAGGUGGAUGGAGAGUACCUUUGGGUCCUGGGCUGUGCUGUGGAGCUCCCUGACAUUAGCUGCAAGCAGUUUCUGGAUCAGCUCAUUGGAGUCUUUAAUUUUUACAAUGGGCCUGUUUCUCUGGCUUACAAGGACCGCUCUCAGGAAGACCUGUGCGCUGAAUGGGACACCUUCAUUGAACAGAUUCUGAAGAACACCAGUGAUCUGCACAAGAUAUUCAGUUCCCUCUGGAACCUGGACCGAACUCAAGUGGAACCCCUGUUGUUGCUGAAGGCAGCCCUCAUUCUGCAGGCCUGCCAGCGUUCACCUCACAUUCUAGCCGGCUGCAUCCUCUAUAAGGGACUGAUUGUUAGCACCCAGCUCCCACCCUCCCUCACGGCCAAGGUCCUGAUUCGCCCAGCUGCAUCUCGGCACCAGAGAAGACCUGCAGGAGGGGGUGGCCCGCAGGAACGGGGAGCGGCGCUCCCCCCGAAUGUCUGGAUCAUGCCUGUGUUCCUGACCAAAGAGGAGGCCACCAGUCUCCACGAGUUCCCAAGGGAGCAGGCAACGAGCCCUGCUACAGCGCCGGCUGGACUCCAGGAGUGCUCAGCCCAGCAGCACCCACAGCCUCGGAGCACCGCUGCCCCGACAGACGGUGCCACUGGCCACGUGGAGCCCACGGCCUGGAUGCUGGCAGCCACUCCCAAGUCUGCAUGUCCUGACGUAGCGUGGCCAGAUGGCAAGGCGGAGAACGGGCUCUUGGCUGGCCGUGAUCUGGAGAACGUCAGGCCUGCAAAACCGCACAGCCCUGCCAGGGACGAGGGUCCCGGUCUUGGCUACUCCCUGGUGAAGGAACUUCGUCUGCCCUUGGCGGGGGAGGAGCCAGACUUGUCUGCCAUCCACAUUCCAAAAGCUCAGGAAACAGCAACAGCCUCAGGCUAUUUUGCCCUCCCGAAUAUGGGCGCCCCAGAUGGUGGUGGUCCUGCCUUUGAGGAAUUUGUCAGGGACUCUGGUGACCGGGAACCCGAGCCACCUGAUGCCCCGCCCGUGGUCGUGGCCGUGGCCAUCAGCAGCCUCCUCUCUCCGUCCACUCCUGAGAUGCUCAGUCAGAACGGAGCCCUGGAACAGCAUGACGACCUCCCAGAGGACAGCAGCCUAGCCCCCUUUCCCAGGGAAGACCACCUCCCCAGAAGGACAAGCAGGCCUCAGUCACGGCCUUGCUCAGACUUGAGGCAGAGAGGAACCACACUGCCCGUGGGGGACCAGGGCGUGGAGCAGCGUGUUGGGGUGCACGACAGCUGCUCAGCACCUGGCAGCUCAGACUUGGCAGAGUCUCAGGACGACUACGGUCCCUCCGCACACGGAAGUGCCCCAAGGUCAACCCCAGCGUCCUGUGUGGGCCUCGUGCCAAUGAACCUCUACACCCACAGUGUUAACGGGCUCGUGUUGUCCCUGCUGGCCGAGGAGCCGCUGCUGGGUGACGAUGCUGCCAUCGAGGAGGUGCACUGGCCUGCUGAGGUUAACCGUGCCGCCCCUUUCCAGUACCACAGUAGUCUGGCAUCCCUGAACGGGCUGGAGGUCCACCUGAAGGAGACGCUGCCCAAAGACGUGGCUGCCUCCCCCAGCAGGACGUACAGCUUCACGCAUUAUGACCGCAUCCAGAACGUGCUGACCGCAAACCUGCCACAGGCGGCCACCCCCCAGGACCGCCGCUUCCUACGGGCCGUCAGCCUCAUGCACUCGGACUUUGCCCAGCUGCCUGCACUGUACGAGAUGACUGUCAGGAACGCCUCCACCGCGGUGUAUGCCUGUUGCAGCCCUGCCCAGGAGACCUACUUCCAGCAGCUGGCCGCGGCCGCGCAGAGCUCCGGCUUCCCCAGCCCGCAGGACGGCGCCUUCAGCCUCCCGGGCAAAGCCAAGCAGAAGCUGCUGAAGCACGGCGUGAACCUGCUGUGAGCCGGGCCGCGGCGCGAGGCUCACCCCCCCCCACCCCGGGAGGGCACUAGCAGCUUGACCACCAGCAAAGGGAGCCCUGCCUUCUGCAACAGAAGAGGUCCCUGUGUUCUCUCUUUCUUGGCCUGGUCCCCCUGUCAGGAACCGUGACGGUAUGUGUUUGUGAACUCCUUUUGUAGCCUGCGGUUGGAGCGGGUAGUUCUUCAGGUCAGCAGGCCCAGAGCUGUGCAGUAAAGGACUUUAUUCCACUGGCCACGUCGUACCGAAGACGGGCAGGGCCAGGUUGUGGGCCUGUCGCUCUGCGUCUGACGCCCCCAGCGUUUCUCGCCGCCCUUCCCUUCGGGGCCUUAACUAGUGCCUCGAGCGUUCAGCUGGGUGUUUGCGUCCAUCCACAGGGGGAUGGGAGUCACCCGCAGGUGGACCGGUGCUCCCACACCUCCAGUGGGGGUGCCUCAGAGCGGUCCUCCCGGGAGGUCUGGACGCUCGAUGCAGGGAGGCAGGCAGCGAUGCCAAAACCACCUCGUUUGCAUUCUUCUGGAACUAUAUUCAGAACCAGGAGCCUGUUCUUUGGAACACCCAUGGCGGGGGGCGGGGGGGGCAGAUCUUGGUAAUGUGGAAGGGAACCUGGGGCUUUGAGGUAACUCUGAGCCCCAGGGUGCCGAGUGGGCUGUGCAGCUGGCCCCUCUUGAGUGAGUGUCCUCAACGGGGAGUUUCCCCAGUGUCCGGGGCAAAAGCAAAGCUGUGCUUCCCAGCGGCGGCCGUGUGAAAGGGCGCAGCGUGCUUGUAUGCCCCUGCCCGUGCCAGAGGCAGCCGGGGGAUGGUAGUGUGCUGUGGACCGCAGUGCGAAAUACUCACCAGAGGCGUAACUUUUACCGGGAGUACUUGAGACCCCAUUUGAAAACUGCAAUGUUAAUAAUUUCCUAACGGUGAACCAGUGUCUCAUGUUGACGACAAUGUCUUUUCUGUGAAACAAGUUGCCAAGGGCUAAAAAUAAAACAGCCAAAAAUGCUGUUGAGUUGUGAGUAAUGCUAACGUGUCUAGUGACAAAGUUAAGGUAAGGGUUAAGAUACUUUAUGUGUGUGUGUGUGUGUGUGUGUGUGUGUGUUGGGCACCUUUCUCUUCGCCAUGCCCGAGCCGGUGCGGGCAGGUGAAGAGGGAUGUGCCAUAGACCGGUGUGUCCGCGAGGAUGACAGGCUGCGGCCACCGAUCCGCCUUCAGCGUGGCUGGCCCAGCACACCAGGCCCAGUUCCCUUUCCUCCCUGGGGUCCCUCCCGCCACUGGCUGGCCUAAGAGGGUCAUCUUCCCAGAUGGAGGAGGGUCAUACCCUAAGCUAGGGUACAUGCAUACUGUCCUAAUGCUCUGCCAAGUUCUCCAAGAAAAAAUUCAGUACCAGCCUCCGUGCCACCCGGUCAAGGAACCUUCCCACAACUGACUGACACGUAACAUGGCCCUUUUCAGUUGUGGGGUUAUUUUUAAGCAGCCAAACUUUUCCUUUUGCUCACCGGGGCUCCAGAAUUCUGAAGUCCCCAGAUUUGAGCUCAGUGACAUUACAACCCGUCAUGUGUUGAAACGGGGACAGAAUUUGGAGCCCAGAACCCAG